GGACCUAACACUGACACCCGGGAGAGCAACGGCGGUGGAGUACUCAAGGAUAUACAUUGACGAACUUGUUGUAAUUUUGACAUCCAAGCCAAAGCCCUUGCCUGAGUACUUGUCACUGAUCAGGCCGCUUGAAGGCGAGGUGUGGGGCGCCAUCGUGGUGUGUGUGAUGGUGUGGGGAACAGUGCUGUGGGUGAUGGAGAGACUGUCGCACUGGAUAACUGGACGCCGCUACUUCAGCUUCUCCUCCUCCAUCUUCUACGGGUGGGGGCUGCUGCUGGAGGACCACCCUUCGAGCCGCCCUCCAACCCCGCAAGUCAAAUACUCGUUUGCAUGUGGCUGCUGGUGUACCUGAUCCUCUCGACAGCCUACAGCAGUUCCCUCAUCUCCCAUCUGGUUGUGAAAGACAAGUCGUCUGUCAUCAACAACAUGGAGCAGCUGGCGGAGCGGGGGGAAAAGGAAGGAUGGGAGUGGGGCAUUCCUGGACCCCGCAUGACUGGUGCUUAUGAAACCUUCUUCGUAACAAGUCCCACGCCAGCGAUCAUCAAGGUGCACAAAGCCCUUAAGAUAACGGACACAGAUGAAGCAAUGAAGAGAGUGUUGGAAGGCGGUUUCUCAUACAUCGACAACUAUUACUUCAUCCAAACACUGGUGUCCACCUUCUACACAGACGACUCUGGCUACACCCCCGUCCACAUCAGCACCACCCACUACCCGCUCUUCGCCGGGAACGGAUGGGGAUUCCGCCCCGGUGCACCUUUCCGUCAGCGCUUCAGCAGCGCCAUCCAGCAAUUCAUAGAUUCAGGACUCAUCACCUACUGGAUGAAUGACGUAGUGAGGACCCACACCAGGGAGGAGCGUCGAGCUUCAAAGGAGAAAGGCACACAGCUCCAGCUCACUUUCACAGAAACCAGCGAUGGCCAAGUGGCGCUGGGACUCAGUCACCUGCAAGGGGCAUUCUACGCACUCUUCCUAGGCCAAGGCGCGGCCUGCCUAUCCUUCCUGUGUGAGCGGCUCUCCAGACUACGCUGAUCUUUAUACAAAACUAAUUAAUUCGUGUUAACUUACACCGGCAGUAGAAGUCUGAACGAAGAAAACAAUUCCUGACUAAAGACUCUUUUCAUAGUGUUGUGCAAAUUUUAAGAUGUUAUUGUUCUAGAUAGGU
Molecule: messenger RNA, 1162 nt
Organism: Portunus trituberculatus (swimming crab)
Lineage: Eukaryota; Metazoa; Arthropoda; Malacostraca; Decapoda; Portunidae
Exons: 6
Coding region: 331-1029 (232 amino acids)
Source: RefSeq, a predicted model, not a curated record